AAUUAAGUUGACAUGACAUUUGUCAUUUAAUCUUUAUCAUGCAUACCAAAAAAAUGUAUCUUUACCCUGUGAGAAAGAUGGAAUUUAGUAGAGCUGUUUCAUGGUACAAGUGGGUUCAGGCAGUCCUUUUCAAAGCCUAAAAUACUUAAUUUCAACCCAUACAGAAUGUGCCCUACAGCUGGAUACUUGCCUGUGUGUAAUGAUGACCAAUUGUGUACCUUUUGUACUCUACUAAAUUACAUGACCAGCAGGUGGCGCCUUUUAUCUUUCUUUCAAGUUUUACUCUAUUGUAUUAAUCACAGAUCAAUUUGAUAAAUCAAACAUGACUUUUAUUUACGCUAACCUAAUUAUCCAUACACAACUGACAUCUGGACCCAAUUAGAAUGUCUAUAAUACUCUCCCAUACCAUAAAUUACCCAUUCUCCAUAAGUAUCAUGUCCUUUUCAAACUUAAAUUCUAUAAUUUUGUAGCAUUCAAAUGUACAGUAUUCAAUUGAUUUUAUUUGUAGAAUUUGGCUAUCAGGCCCCAUCAAAAACAGUCAUGAUGGCAUGCCCCUGCCAUAGCCCUUCCAUCUGACAUCUUAGAAAGAAUAAUGUACUGUUCCAUUUUCCCAUAAUACAUAGCCUAAAAUGCCAUGUGGGGAGAAUAUACUGUAUGUCAACAGGGCACAAACUGGAGCAAAGCAGGGAUUGCGGGAUAGGGAACUACAGGGUGGGGUCACUGUUCUGUGUGGGCGUGGCUUUGGCCAUAGUAGUGGUUUUAACAGUAGUCAUCAGAGGAGCAGCCAGCCAGCCUCUGACCAACACUGGGCAAAGAGCGAGAGGCAACACAGGCGAAACGCCUAAUGGUAAGUGGUUUUGAAUUAAAUUGGAGACUACAGGAUUUGAUUGAAUGUAAAAAUGGGAUGGAAUUUCUUUUUACAUGUAGUUUUAUUGCAAUUUUAAGUCAAACAAGAUCUGAAAUGGUGAGUUCUGCAAUGACAGAUUGGUUGAUAAAAUAGUAAACCGUACAUCUCUGAAUGUUUAUCUGAAGUAUCAGUGAUUGAUAAAGUCCUAUACUUUUAAGUGGUGUCUGUUCUGAUUUGUUAUCCCUUCCUCAGCACAACCCAAGGAUGCAAUCCACAGUGGUCACGGUGUCAGACAUGGAUCGUAAAACCAGCCGCACCAACCAUGAGACCCAGGACACUGAAGCAACGACCCCACUGAACCAUGUCCCUGACGGGGUCACCCUGGGCACUGACGUCCCCUGCUGGUACUACUUCACCAGGCCCAUCCUGGCCAUCCUUAUCGGCGGAGUGCUGUUCGGCUUGGGCACGGCCCUCUCCCUGCUCUACUUCACCCAGGUGGGGAACGUGCCCUACCUGCUGGGUCCUGUGUUCCUUUCUGUGGGGCUCAUGUUCCUGGUCACGGGGCUGGUGUGGGUGCCUGUGGUGAAACAGAGACUAGAGCACAAGGCUCUGACCAAGGUCAAUGGCAAGGCGCUUCAGGUGGACGAACAGCACUGAAGAGCCAUGGACUCUUCAAGCUAAAACUAUGUUCUGUUUUGUAGAGUAGGUCAACCGUGUUAGUGGGGUUUUCUCCCAACAUAAUUCUGAAAAGCACACUUCCUAAAAGAUGUAUAAUUGUGUGAGGCAGGUGUAACAUAACAUAGAUGGAUUUGUGUUUAUUAAAUAUUUUAUUUGUGCAGGUUAGUCUUAUUCAUAUAGGUUCCAUCUUGCAAGAGAGACCUCUGUGAAAUGCACUGUUUAUCUUCUGUAUGUAGCUCUUCUCUAGGCCCUAAUACAAAUAUGGGAUUGAAUGACCUCGUCCUGUAAAAGGGAACAUCAUGUGAUUGCUCUGUUGGAGGGUUUUAACAUGAUCAGAACAUGGCCAUGCUGCUGCGUCCCAGGCUAUCCCAUCUGUCUGUCUGAUUGUGAUCUGUAAUAGUUGUUGUUUUUCCACCAUAAGCUGCUGUUUUCCUUGUAGCUGCUGUUGUAGUGAAUUGCUAAAUCCUUUAGAAACAGGAUUACAGAGUCAGAAAAUUAUACCGGACAUUAUUAUAGCUGAUUGUUGAAAUCAUGAUGGACAGUUGGACACUGAGUGGUAGUGGGUGCACCCUCGCUCUGUCCCUCAAUACUGCUGCUGGAUUAAAUAAUCUAACCUUUUAUGUUUCUGGGUCAAAAAGAUUGUGUCCAUCUGGUCAAAAGCAAAAAAAAAUUAAAGGAGGUGGGGCCAGUGGGAUUUGAAUUUGGUCUAAGUUAGCCAAUAUGUUUACAUUUUUACCUAAACUUGAGAUGUUAGUUUUACAUUGCAUUUGUUCAUUCAAUCAUUCAUGUAGGCUACUCUGAUUCCAUGUAAUAUCCAACAUUAUGAGAGCAGCAAGUCUUCAGGUACCCUUUAUCUUCUUUCUAAAUCUGUAAUUUUAUUUAUGAACAUAAUGCAG
This is a messenger RNA of Salvelinus fontinalis (brook trout), 2421 nucleotides long. Its product is annotated as phosphoinositide-interacting protein-like. The transcript has a single exon. NCBI's taxonomy places the organism in Eukaryota, Metazoa, Chordata, Actinopteri, Salmoniformes, Salmonidae. The record is from RefSeq and is a predicted model, not a curated record. The coding region runs from base 1112 to 1504 and encodes 130 amino acids.